AUGAGUACAGCUUCAUGGUUUCAAGAGAAUGCUCCCGGGUUGAUUCGCAUGAUAUCCUCUCUGGUCUUCCCUUAUGGUUUGUCUAUGAUUAUCUUGACAGGAGCGGACCUCUGCGCUGGUUCUUUCCUGUACACCACCGUCGCCGCUCUCCACCGCCAACUGUCCUGGUACAAAAUGCUGCUCCACUGGUCCGUGACCUUCUGGGGUAACCUGGCUGGAUCCCUCUUCGUCGUCGCCAUCAUCUUCGGCUACGACAAUGCCUUCGCCGCCGACACCUUCAAAUCCGAAGUAAUCGCCUCUGUCACCGAGAAACAAGUCACCCCGGACUUCCACCACAUCUUCCUCCGCGGCAUUGGCUGCAACUGGCUUGUCCUUCUGGCCUGCUUCCUAGCCAUGCAGGGGAGGGAUCUCGCGGAUCUGGCUGGGUGCGCCGGAGAUCACGGCCGGGCUAUAUAUCUGGAAGGGAUCAUUCCCGCCCUGCUGGGAAAUAUUGUUGGUGCUGGCUUGUUUGCCGGCACGUACUACUGGUACAUGUAUCUCUUGAAUGGAGAGGGGGGUACUCUGAACUGGAUGAGCGAGUCGGGCACGGUGACGCCUUGUUCAGGGGAGUUGGAGGCCGUGCCUGCUGACAAACUGAGAUAA
This is a messenger RNA of Aspergillus lentulus, 642 nucleotides long. Lineage: Eukaryota; Fungi; Ascomycota; Eurotiomycetes; Eurotiales; Aspergillaceae. The record is from RefSeq and is a predicted model, not a curated record.